AUGCCAAAUGCAAUAAGUGAUUUGAUGCGUAAACGAGAGACAGAGAGAAUGCAUUUUGUGAGGCAAUCCGUGCUCUGGAUGCUACAGUCCAUGGCUAGGUUUUAUGAAGAAGUGUGCUAUUCAACUGUUGAUAAUUUCCCUGCAAAUAGCAUCCGGGACUACCUUUUGCCUGCUAUACAGAACCUCUUGAAAGGCGUGGAGGCACUGGAUCCAGUCCACAAAGAAGCUCUUGAAAUUAUUAUGAAGGAAAGAUCAGGGAGAACCUUUUAUUCCAUCAAUAAGGUGAUGGCCGGCGCUCAUCUUGCAUUUCCGGCAUCAGUCAACAACAUCUUCGGUGAGGGUGGGUUGCUUGGAAAGAAAGAUACCACUACUGAUCGGUCAUCAGAGGCUGCUUCGUCGCCAAAUACUGGUGCACCUUCACCAGCAGAGGACACUAGAUUCAGGCGCAUCAUGCUCGGAAACUUCGGUGACAUGCUUCGUGGCAAGGGAAAAGCCCAAGAGGAUGGUCAAAAACAAUAAGAUGCAUGUACUUCAUCGUGAUUCUCAUACAUCAGGUGAAGGUUGCUUUUGUUUAAUUUAUUAAGUAUACAACCACCAAGACAAGCCCACUUGUUGGGUUCUAAAGUUUCUCAUACAAAUUAGACAGUUCUUUAAACUAAA
Arachis stenosperma is the source of this 660-nucleotide messenger RNA. RefSeq lists its product as uncharacterized. The record is from RefSeq and is a predicted model, not a curated record. Gene Ontology annotation, biological process: intracellular cholesterol transport. The transcript is spliced from 4 exons. NCBI's taxonomy places the organism in Eukaryota, Viridiplantae, Streptophyta, Magnoliopsida, Fabales, Fabaceae. Bases 1 to 519 code for a protein of 172 amino acids. Gene Ontology annotation, cellular component: trans-Golgi network; recycling endosome.